Molecule: messenger RNA, 1030 nt
Organism: Coccomyxa subellipsoidea C-169
Lineage: Eukaryota; Viridiplantae; Chlorophyta; Trebouxiophyceae; Coccomyxaceae
Exons: 9
Coding region: 143-1030 (295 amino acids)
Molecular function (GO): zinc ion binding
Source: RefSeq, a predicted model, not a curated record
CUUGUCGUUGUUUGUCGACAUCGUUGAGGGAUUCUUGCUACUGAGGCUCUCAGGCGUAGAAGACAGUGUCAAAUGAUUGGGAGGUCAAGUGUGGAAGGCCUCUAGCAAUGCCAACAGUCUGUUGUAAAACGUCCAUCUAGGGAUGGGAGGCAAAAGAAAAGUACAGGAAGUUGAUAAUGCUGGGGAGGGUGAUCUGGAUCAUGAGGAGGAAGACGAGUUUCAGAGAGAUGCUGAGGGAUUAUCUUUCUACGAGCGACAAAGACUGGAGCUGAUCGAGAGAAACAGACAACGCAUGAUAGCCUUUGGGAUCCCUGCUGCGGUUUUAGCUCUUGAGAAUCUCGCUCCAGCAGCCAAACCCAAGCCUCCCAGGAGGAAGAAAGCGCACAAGGAGCCUCGUGCGCCCACGAGGCAAUCAUCACGCUUGCGGGGUGAGGAAGCCCAUGGCACUGCCAGCGAACUGGCUCUGUUCGUCGUCAAUGAUGAGUGCCCCCGCUGCAGCAAGGUUCUGACCAAAGGGCACAAGCAGCAUCUGGAGCACUGCACAGGGAAACCUCCACGCCCCGCCAAAUAUGAUGAAAGUGACGAUGAGGAUGUUGCAGAAGAUGAGGAGGAGCUGGCAGAGGUGGAAGUCAGCAAGGAGGCUGAAAGGAUACAGCGGUUGGACGACAAGUUGAAGUCCCUCCAGAUGAACGGGCUCAUUGAGCUCACUGACAAAGCUGCAAAAUUUGUGGUUCUGGGGUCCACCAAAAAGCAUUACACUGUCACUCUGUCAGACGACAGGCACGCAUGCCAAUGUGUCGAUUCCCGCAUCCGCAAGCACGAGUGCAAGCACAUACGGCUCGUGCUCACACAGCUUGACAUUGCCGACAACCCCAGCAAAUGGCAUGAGGCUGUAGAAGCGAAGGUGGGACAAGUGCUGCAAAAUGAUGGAGCCUCUGAUGGGGCCCUUGCAGCAAGCCCCACACAGCCGAAAUCCAAGAAGUCUGUGAAGCACAAAGAGCCUCCACAGCAGGAGCAGGAGAUAACUUAA